AUGACCCUUUUCACACCUGCCCCCCCCCCCCCCCCCCCGACAGGCAAGCGGGUAGCGGUCGUCGAUAAGAAGGACCUUUUGGGAGGCGUUUGCGUGCACACCGGGACCAUCCCCAGGGAGGCGGUUUUGCACUUGACGGGGUACAGACACCAGGGAUUCUACGGGCGAUCGUACAAGAAGACCAUCAGCAUGCCCGACCUGCUCUCGAGAGUGAAGAAGGUGGAGGCAGCGGAGACUGAUGUCGUAACCGACCAGCUCAGCAGGGAGGGCGUGGAAAUCAUCACGGGAACGGCACGGUUUGUGGAGUCGGACAGCGGUGACUCCAGAGUGUCGGCGAUGGUGCUGCGGUCGUUGGGCGACGAACACGAGGCUGCCAGCUCUCCGUACCGGCACGUCGGGGCGGACACGCCCAAGUCGGUCAUAUCGGCCGAGCGUUUUCUCGUGGCGUGCGGGACGCGACCCGUACGGCCCCCCGACAUUCCCUUCGACGGGACGCAUAUUUUCGACUCGGAUCAGCUUCUCUGGGGAGGCAUCACGCACAUUCCCAGAGACCUUAUCGUCGUUGGAGCCGGGGUCAUCGGGAUGGAGUACGCGUGCAUGAUCAACGUCGUACCGGGGACCACCGUGACGGUUAUCGACCCGAGACCAACGGUGCUAUCCUUCGCGGACAAUGACGUCAUCGAGAACCUCCAAUACACCAUGCGCCAGAACGGUGCACGCUUCCUCCUAAACGAGCACAUAACCCGGAUCGAGAAGAUCGAAAAGAAGGACAGCAACGGAGGCGUGAAGGUCAUCGCGCACCUAGCCUCCGGUAAGCGGGUCGUAGGGGACGCCCUCCUGUACACCAUGGGGCGGCAGGGAAACACAGACAGCAUGGACCUCGCCCGGGCCGGGCUAGAGGCCGACAAGAGAGGCUUGCUGGAGGUUAACGACUUCUACCAAACUUCCAACCCUCGUGUAUACGCGUGCGGAGACGUGAUUGGUUACCCCGCUCUGGCAUCCACUUCGAUGGAGCAGGGACGGCGAGCAGCACUUCACAUGUGGGGGCGGCGGCCGAGAUUGGACGGCGAGUCGAAGGGCGACCAGCUCGACGUGUCGGACGAAACCGAGCACGCGAGAGUGAAGUCGGUUGCGGACGGAGGUUUCUUGGGACGCGAGUCGGAGCAGCUGUUCCCUUACGGCAUCUACACCAUCCCCGAGGUGUCCAUGAUCGGGAAGACGGAGGCGCAGCUCACGGCUGAGGGGGUGUCGUACGAGGUCGGGCUCGCGGACUACCAGGAGCUAGCAAAGGGGCAGAUGCUGGGAGGGGCGGACGGGUUCCUCAAGCUUAUCUUCCAUACCGAGACCCUCAAGCUGCUCGGCGUGCACUGCAUCGGCGACGGAGCGACCGAGAUUAUCCACAUCGGACAGGUGGUGAUGAGCCAAGGUGGAACGAUCGAGUAUUUCCAGACGGCGGUGUUCAACUUCCCCACCCUGGCCGAGGCGUACAACGUCGCCGCCGCCGACGGCCUGCGAAAGGUAGACCACGAGCUCGGCGAAUACUAG
Molecule: messenger RNA, 1545 nt
Organism: Ectocarpus siliculosus
Lineage: Eukaryota; Phaeophyceae; Ectocarpales; Ectocarpaceae
Source: the annotation of a GenBank genome assembly